Brienomyrus brachyistius is the source of this 1853-nucleotide messenger RNA. It is a transcript of the gene sike1, whose product is annotated as suppressor of IKBKE 1. The coding region runs from base 147 to 821 and encodes 224 amino acids. The record is from RefSeq and is a predicted model, not a curated record. NCBI's taxonomy places the organism in Eukaryota, Metazoa, Chordata, Actinopteri, Osteoglossiformes, Mormyridae. The transcript has 6 exons.
AAACAAAGUUCACGCAUGCGUGAAACGGUGCGCGUGCGCACUGCAAAUCAAACAAGGGACGCGGAUCUGGUAGUGACAAGAAGCUGAUACCAGACCAGGACGGAGAGAUCUGUUAUAUUGACCUGCUGCUGUGAUCGAAUCCUGGCAUGAUGUCAUGCACACUGGAGAAGGUGUUGGUUGAUGCUCGAACCCUGUUGGAGCGGCUGAAAGAGCAUGACAUGGCAGCGGAGGGCCUGAUUGAACAGUCAGGGACGCUGAGUCAGAAGGUUCAGAGUAUGAGGGAAGUGGGUAGUGGGCUUCCUGACAAGCAUCCAGAGGACAGUGUACAGCUGAAGGAACUGUCUAAGUACAAACCGCAUAUCCUGCUCACUCAGGAGAACACUCAGAUCAAGGAGCUGCAGCAGGAGAAUAGAGAGCUGUGGCUGUCACUAGAGGAGCACCAGUAUGCACUGGAACUGAUAAUGGGUCACUACCGCAAGCAGAUGCUGCAGCUGAUUGCCGGCCACAAAGAACUUGACACAAGGCCCAUCCUUAGCCUGCACCAGGACCAUGCUAAGGAGGUGCAGGGCCAAUUGGAGCGAAUCUGUGAGAUGGGUCAGGUGAUGCGGCAAGCGGUGCAGGUGGACAACCAGCACUAUUGCACAGUGCGGGAAAGACUGGCCCAGUUGGAGAUCGAAAACAGGGAGCUUAGGGAGCUCCUAGCCAUUAGCAAAAACUCCCUAAGGCCAACCAGAGAAGAUGUGCCUCAUGAGCUGGAGCCGGGGCCUGUUGCAGAAGCCCAGGUAGAAAGCGACCCAGACAGCAGAAUGCUACAGCACUGAGCAAGCAACGGCGACCUGUUUUGCUCUCUGUGCACCUCAGGUUUAGCUCAAUUAUGGCUGAUUUUUUUUUAAUGUCUUAUUUCUGUUCAGUAGCUACUAAUUAAAGGUAUAAGACUGCAGGUUUAAUGUCCACUAGCCAUCCAAGAGCCGCAUUUUUCUGCCCACUAAGUGGCACGUGCCCAACAAAGAGGCCGGAGAUGACCAGUUCACUUGGAAUUAUUUUCACUUUUAUUGUAACAGUACUGUAACAGUCACUAUCUCUCCCUUUCUGGUUUGUCUUGUUAAUUUCUUUUAAAUACUUUGUCAUCAGUCAUUUUCUUCCAGGCUGUGAAACUUAAAAUAUCAAAUACUAGUUGUUCCCAUUUUAAUGAGUUUUUGACUAGAAAAAUAAGACAGUUGGUUCUAGGAAUCCUGUGUCAGCCUUUGUGUAGAUCAUCUAACAUUGUUCUGUAAUACGUGUUCUUACUAUAUUGUGUGUAGGAGUCCCUCAAAAGCUGUAUGAAUGAUAUAUUCAUGUUGGAGUGUUUGGUCUGAUAGUAGCUUAAAGCUUUAAUUAUUUUCUCCCUGUUAUUGAGGUAGUCUGUAGAAGUGUCUUAUAUAAGUAUGCUCUAGAUUUUGCCUCCCCUUGUCAAUGCACUCUACCCUAAAAUAUGGAGUCUUUAAGCAGUCAGACACCACAGCUUUGUAAAUAAGCCAGACAAUGCUGGAUAACAUUGUUCUGUCAGUCAGGUUUUCUGUUCAUUGAACAUUGCUUAAUUGGUGUAGGUAUAAUGCAGAUGACGUAAUAUAAAAAGUUAUGUACGGAAUAUCCUUCACAUAUUAACUAUAUUUUUCAUGUCAGAAUUGUACCCAACAAAGAUUUAUUUUUGCUUUUCGCAUGCACCAUUUGUUGAGUUUGUAAAUAAUUUAUAGGGCAGCACUAUGAUCAAACUCAAAAGUGAUGCACCAAGGACUGUGUGUGUUGCUGGUGUCGCCCACAGAUGUCAUUUGGGAUUCUUUAUUAAAGUGCAUUUGGUUGCUCUUUCAUAAAAA